Molecule: messenger RNA, 866 nt
Organism: Monopterus albus (swamp eel)
Lineage: Eukaryota; Metazoa; Chordata; Actinopteri; Synbranchiformes; Synbranchidae
Gene: osgn1
Product: oxidative stress induced growth inhibitor 1
Exons: 6
Biological process (GO): negative regulation of cell growth
Molecular function (GO): growth factor activity
Source: RefSeq, a predicted model, not a curated record
AAGAAAAGUAAUAAUAACAUUGUCUUUCUCUUUUAGAAAAAAUGGCUCUUCGUGGUAAAGAAAUUCUUCCUGGAGAGGUUUUACCUGUGGUGAUCAUCGGUAACGGCCCAUCAGGGAUAUGUCUGUCAUACCUGUUGUCAGGUUACACCCCCUACCCGUCACCCGAGGCAUCGCAUCCCAACCCCCUGCUGCACAGCAAGCUGGGAGAGCAGCCUCACCUGUCGCUGCCCGAGCAGGAUCUUGAGUACCUAUGCGAGGGGUUGGAGGGGCGAUCGUCCAAUCCCGUGGCCGUGCUCUUUGAUUCCCUGCUGCUCCCCAACAGCGACUUCGGACUUGAAUGCACCUCUCCGUUGGAAUGGAGAUACGAGCCGGAGCGGGCCAUCCCUCAUUUGGUGCUGGGGAAGGGUCCGCCCGGAGGAGCCUGGCAUGCUAUGGAGGGCUCCAUGCUAACGCUGAGCCUGGCUAACUGGAUGGAGCUUCCUGGACUCAAACUGAAGGACUGGAUACGAGAGAAACGCAGAAAUGUGCGAAAUGACCGUGCCACGCCAGCAGAGAUAGCCUCCUACUACCAACACUACGUUUCCCAGAUGUCCCUGGAGAACAGCUUUGCCUGUGGAACCACCGUCACCUCAGUAACCAGGCAGCCGGGCAACCAGGAGGGGUCGCCGCCCAGCUGGAGGGUGUUGGGACUGCAGCGCCAAGAAGGGGAAGAGCUGGCAGAUGGUUCCACUGUUUCAAAGGAGGUGCCUUUUUCCCUCUUGGCCCACAAUGUGGUGCUGGCAACGGGGACCUACGACAUCCCGGCCAGGCUCGGCGUGGAGGGCGAGUCCCUGCCCUUCGUCUGCCACUCUUUCUGGGCGUUGGAG